UGGACCAAGCAUCAGUCGCCUCCAGGUCUUAGUCAAGUUUUGGAAAUCUCAAUUAAUAGCACCAUGAAGGUCCUCGUUUGUUUGGUAGCUCUCAUCGCCGUCGCUUCAGCAGGAUAUCUCGGCGGGUACGGUGGAGGAUUCGGCGGAGGAUACGGUGGCGGAUACGGAGGAUAUGGUGGUUACGGCCAUGGCGGCUAUGGUGGCUUUGGUCAUGGUGGUUAUGGCGGCUACGGAGGACUCGGUGGAUUAGGAGGAGGAUACGGAGGGGGCAUCGCCAAAGUCGUCAAAGUUGUAACUCCAGCUAUUAGCAUUGGCCAUGGAUUCGGCGGUGGAUACGGAGGAUACGGAGGUGGUUAUGGCUUCGGAGGUGGCUAUGGAGGUGGUUAUGGAGGUGGCUAUGGAAAGAAAUGGUGGUAAAUUGACCACUCCCUCUCCAACAGUAUCCCUUACAAAAAAAAAAUUGUUUUGUUAGAUUUUAAUAAAAAAAGUUAAAAAUUAAAA
Messenger RNA from Hermetia illucens (black soldier fly), 501 nucleotides. RefSeq names its product neuropeptide-like protein 31. Lineage: Eukaryota; Metazoa; Arthropoda; Insecta; Diptera; Stratiomyidae. The record is from RefSeq and is a predicted model, not a curated record. Bases 64 to 417 code for a protein of 117 amino acids. The transcript has a single exon.